Molecule: messenger RNA, 618 nt
Organism: Penicillium odoratum
Lineage: Eukaryota; Fungi; Ascomycota; Eurotiomycetes; Eurotiales; Aspergillaceae
Exons: 1
Coding region: 1-618 (205 amino acids)
Source: RefSeq, a predicted model, not a curated record
AUGGUCGACUCAGAUAUCCACGUCGAAGCACUAGCGAAAUUCGGGGACGUGAUCAUUGUCAUUCAGGGCGAGUCACCAGAGAAGACGAAACGCUUCAUGUGCGACUCGCGUGUUCUGGUUCAAGCCUCGAUAUAUUUUGAAAAACUGUUCGGUCCCAAUUUCUUGGAAGGACCGCUCGUGGCCAGCAGCUCUAUUCCAGAAAUACCUUUGCAUGAAGAUGACCCGGGUGUGAUGGGUGUCAUCCUCGCUAUCCUGCACUAUCGAGAGCCGCCAACAGAAUUCAAAGAAAAAUCACCCACGUGGCUAGCUAUGCUUGCAAUUCACUGCGACAAGUACGAUUGCACCAAGCCACUUCAAUCGACAAUGAACGCAUGGCUACGAUACUGUCAGGGGCAGUCUCCAAAAACGACAGACUACGGCCAUUUACUUCUAGCCGCUUACUUAUUCCGGGACGAGUCUCAAUUCUUCAACAUAUCGAGGAGCGCCCAGAUAAAUCUACGUCCAGGAUUUGCGCUUGAGUGGGAGAAAUCCGAAUGUUUGAUUGGAUUGCCCGAUGCCCUUGAGCGUAAGCUUUCUUUUGAACGCAAUUCAGAAAACAAUCUAACACUGACCAGGUGA